AUGGCGAGGCACCAGGCCGACCUUGUCAGGUGCGCGCGGCUCCCGGGCGUUACCGCCGGCCGCGUCUGCGCCGCGCACGACGGCCGGUGCGUGGCGUGUGACUCCAUGGUGCGGCCCGCCGCGCUCGCCCGCGUCUGCGACGGCUGUGGGCAGCGCGGCGGAGGCGAGAGGUGCGUGGUGUGCCGCGCCGGAGGAGUGGCAGACGCGUGCUACUGCAAGGGGUGCGUGCAGAUGGAGAAGGACCGGGACGGCUGCCCGGCUGUCGUCAACCUCGGCGAGGCGCGGACGGACGCCUUCCACGAGCGGAACAAGUACGGCUUGAUCAAAUGA
Molecule: messenger RNA, 330 nt
Organism: Lolium rigidum
Lineage: Eukaryota; Viridiplantae; Streptophyta; Magnoliopsida; Poales; Poaceae
Product: PHD finger-like domain-containing protein 5A
Exons: 1
Coding region: 1-330 (109 amino acids)
Biological process (GO): mRNA splicing, via spliceosome
Cellular component (GO): precatalytic spliceosome; catalytic step 2 spliceosome; U12-type spliceosomal complex
Source: RefSeq, a predicted model, not a curated record